UGACUAACGCAAACGCAGUGGAUUCAUCAUCCGUUUCCAGUUCGAACCUCUCGCUUUCCGUCUCCUUUCUCGUAACAGCGCUCAACAUGGCAGCCCGUUCGAUUUCGAAGAAGCGGAAGUUUGUGGGAGACGGAGUCUUCAAAGCUGAGCUCAAUGAGUUUCUGACUCGUGAACUUGCAGAGGAUGGUUACUCUGGUGUUGAAGUACGUGUUACCCCUACGCGUACUGAAAUCAUCAUUAUGGCUACCCGCACGCAGAAUGUCCUUGGUGAAAAAGGACGUAGGAUAAGAGAAUUGACCUCUGUUGUUCAGAAGAGGUUCAACUUCAAAGAACACAGUGUAGAGUUGUACGCUGAGAAAGUAGCCACACGUGGACUCUGCGCUAUUGCACAGGCAGAAUCCUUGCGAUACAAACUAAUUGGAGGUCUUGCUGUUAGACGUGCUUGUUACGGUGUACUCCGUUUUAUUAUGGAAUCUGGCGCUAAGGGUUGCGAGGUAGUUGUCAGUGGCAAACUGCGUGGUCAGCGUGCUAAGUCGAUGAAGUUUGUUGAUGGACUUAUGAUUCACUCCGGAGAGCCAACCAAUGACUAUGUAGACACGGCAACACGCCACGUGCUACUCAGACAAGGGGUGCUGGGAAUUAAAGUGAAAAUCAUGUUGCCAUGGGAUCCAGUUGGCAAGACUGGUCCCAAGAAGCCACUCCCAGACAACGUUUCCGUUGUGGAACCAAAGGAGGAAACUCUUCCUGCUUAUCCAUCAUCCGAUGUUAAGGUGACCAAACCUGACGCUCCACCAGUAGCGCCAAUCUCUGUAUAAUUCCACGGAUCUUAAAAUUAAACGCCUUCAAAAGA
Messenger RNA from Athalia rosae (coleseed sawfly), 850 nucleotides. RefSeq names its product 40S ribosomal protein S3-A (gene RpS3). Bases 87 to 815 code for a protein of 242 amino acids. NCBI's taxonomy places the organism in Eukaryota, Metazoa, Arthropoda, Insecta, Hymenoptera, Athaliidae. The record is from RefSeq and is a predicted model, not a curated record. Gene Ontology annotation, biological process: translation; positive regulation of apoptotic signaling pathway. Gene Ontology annotation, cellular component: cytosolic small ribosomal subunit; nucleus. Gene Ontology annotation, molecular function: RNA binding; structural constituent of ribosome. The transcript is spliced from 4 exons.